GCUGAGCCCCAUCCGUCCUUCGUCACCCACUCCGGACACAGAACAUCCAGUCAUGGAUAAAAAAUGAGCCGGUGUAGAAGGCCAAACUGGCCGAGCAGGCUGAGCGAUAUGACGACAUGGCAGCCUGCAUGAAGUCUGUAACUGAGCAAGGAGCUGAAUUAUCCAAUGAGGAGAGGAAUCUUCUCUCAGUUGCUUAUAAAAAUGUUGUAGGAGCCCGUAGGUCAUCUUGGAGGGUCGUCUCAAGUAUUGAGCAAAAGACAGAAGGUGCUGAGAAAAAACAGCAGAUGGCUCGAGAAUACAGAGAGAAAAUUGAGACUGAGCUAAGAGAUAUCUGCAAUGAUGUGCUGUCUCUUUUGGAAAAGUUCUUGAUCCCCGAUGCUUCCCAAGCAGAGAGCAAAGUCUUCUAUUUGAAAACGAAAGGAGGCUACUACCGCUAUUUGGCUGAGGUUGCUGCUGAUGACAAGAAAGGGAUUGUGGAUCAAUCACGGCAAGCAUACCAAGAAGCUUUUGAAAUCAGCAAAAAGGAAAUGCAGCCAACACAUCCUAUCAGAUUGGGUCUGGCCCUUAACUUCUCUGUGUUCUAUUAUGAGAUUCUGAACUCCCCUGAGAAAGCCUGCUCUCUUGCACAAGCAGCAUUUGAUGAAGCCAUUGCUGAACUUGAUACAUUAAGUGAAGAGUCAUACAAAGACAGCACACUAAUAAUAAUGCAGUUACCGAGACACAACUUGAUAUUGUGGACAUCGGAUACCCAAGGAGACGAAGCUGAAGAAGGAGAAGGAGGGGAAAAUUAAAAGGCCUUCCAACUUUUGUCUGCCUCAUUCUAAAAUUUACACAGUAGACCAUUUGUCACCCAUGCUGUCCCACAAAUAGUUUUUUGUUUAUGAUUUAUGACAGGUUUAUGUUACUUCUAUUUGAAUUUCUCUAUUUCCCAUGUGGUUUUUAUGUUUAAUAUUAGGGGAGUAGAGCCAGUUAACAUUUAGGGAGUUAGCUGUUUUCAUCUUGAGGCGGCCAAUAUGGGGAUGUGGAAUUUUUAUACAAGUUAUAAAUGUUUGGCAUAGUACUUUUGGUACAUUGUGGCUUCACAAGGGCCAGUGUUAAAACUGCUUCCAUGUCUAAGCAAAGAAAACUACCUCGUAUUGCUUUGUCCUGGUGGGGAAUAAAAGGGAUGAUUGGUUCCAGUCACAGGUGUAGCUGUGGGUACUU
Lagenorhynchus albirostris (white-beaked dolphin) is the source of this 1203-nucleotide messenger RNA. RefSeq names its product 14-3-3 protein zeta/delta-like. Gene Ontology annotation, biological process: signal transduction. Gene Ontology annotation, cellular component: cytoplasm. Lineage: Eukaryota; Metazoa; Chordata; Mammalia; Artiodactyla; Delphinidae. The transcript has a single exon. The record is from RefSeq and is a predicted model, not a curated record. Bases 117 to 791 code for a protein of 224 amino acids.